GUGUAAUGCUGCCCUUUGUUACAUAAAUACGUUUGGAGAUAUAAAAAACCAACAUCCUUUGCCUACAUCUUAACAUCGAACACUAUAUGUAAGACUAGGCAGUAUGGUCUAUUAUAAUUCUCUUUGGUAUGGUAGAAAGACUAUAGCUCGACCUCUGGAUAAAUUAAAAAAAACAUCGAACACUGCUUGACAGUUGACAUUUAUAUAAAUACAAAAUAGAAUGAAAUAGAAAUUAACCGAUUCUUUUAAUUGUAUUCCGGGAAGGCGACAUUAAGAAAAUAUAAUCCCGAAACGAAUAUUUAUAUUAACAAUAAAGACGCUGCAUUUUCGAAACUUACAUAAGUUUAAUAUUUCAAUUUGAAAGAUCGUAAUUAUUUAUUUAUAUACUAGCUACUAACUUACAAAAUUUGAAAUCUAAUGUUUGUUUUGUAAAAAAUAUAUAUUUUGCCAUAUAAAGAGGGUUACCCCGAAUAUUAUAACUUCACAGUACAGUUCUGUCUUGUAUUUUAGAAUGUCUAAUCUUCAGAAAAAGGAAAAAAGGUGGCUCAAACCAAUAUUUGAUUUUGAUAAUGAUGAACCUACUAAGAAGAGAGUGAAGACCGCCAGCCAUAAACAUCCUACCACAUCACCAGUAAAGAGUGCAAGCACAACUGAUAAAAGAAUUAUAAACAUUGAUCACAAAACAUGGAUGAAAAAUUUUGAUCCUGUGACUGUUGGAGAUUUGGCUGUUAACAAUAAAAAGGUUCAAGAAAUAGAAGAAUGGUUAAAAAUAGCUUGCAGUGGCAAUUGUGGCGAAAUAUUGCUUUUAACUGGUCCUGUAGGUUGUGGAAAAACAAUAACUAUACAGAUAUUAGCAAAACAACACAAUAUAAAAUUAACUGAGUGGAUAACUCCAAUUGAUAUAAGCUUGCCUUCUGAAUAUGGUGAUUAUGAAUAUAGAGAGAAGCAAUCAACAAAGUUUCUAGAUUUUAUAAUAAAUGCAGCUAACUUCACAUCACUUUUAGACAAUAAUAGUAAAAAAUUGGUAUUAGUUGAAGAUUUGCCUAAUACAUUUACAAGAACACCAUCAGAAUUUACAGAUGUAUUACAGCAAUUUAAACAAAGAGCAAAGUCCCCAAUAGUUUUUAUAUGCUCAGAAUCUCAUACAGAUAGUAAAAAUACCGGUGCAAAUCUGUUCACACCAAGUUUGAAGGAUCAGUUUAAAAUUCAUCAUAUUACGUUGAAUAGUAUUUCAGUGACAGGCUUAAGAUCGGCGUUGAAACGCGUAGCAGAAAUAAUAUACAAUAAACAUACAUCCGUGUACACUGUUCCUUCAUCAGAGAUGAUAGAUUGCAUUGUUAAUUCUUCAGCAGGGGAUGUGCGCUCUGCUGUCUUAAAUUUACAUUUUGCAUGUUUAAGAGGAUCACAACAGAGCAUGGAGACCAGCAUAGUUAUGGAAAAAGAAACUAAAACGAAAAGUAAUAAAAGGAAAAAACAAGCAUCUAGUAAAUUCACAUCAUUAGGAAAAGAUCAAACUGUAAGCAUUCUUCAUGGUGUUGGAAGAGUUUUGAAUCCUAAAAUGGUGUUAGAUGAUAAUGGAAAAUCAAAGCUUUCUCAUAGCCCUGAAGAAAUAAUUGAACAAUUUGUUAGUCAACCAAAUUCAUUUGUCAACUUUAUACAAGAGAAUUAUUUGCCUCAUUUUGCUUGUCCCUACCAAACUGAGAGAGCAGCAUCUAUACUAAGUGAUGCAGAUUUCAUGUUGGCUGAGUGGAGGGAAAAAAUGUGCCUAGAAUAUGGUUUGUAUGCUGCUGUUGCUGGAUUAAUGCUCGCCAACAGAACACCUGUGUCGGCCUGGAACCCUGUAAGGAGGCCAACUUAUUCGAAAAUACAAUAUCCGUUGCCCAGCGAGUUGCCUCUUUUACAAGAAAAUUAUUUGUACAAAGGAAAAGAACUUGUUUCUGAUUAUAAAACAUUUUGUAAAAUAAUUGGAACCAAUACAUAAUCCAAUAAAAGUUUAUAUUUUUGAA
Messenger RNA from Manduca sexta (tobacco hornworm), 2006 nucleotides. RefSeq names its product cell cycle checkpoint protein RAD17 (gene Rad17). The transcript has 10 exons. Gene Ontology annotation, molecular function: chromatin binding. Lineage: Eukaryota; Metazoa; Arthropoda; Insecta; Lepidoptera; Sphingidae. Bases 512 to 1981 code for a protein of 489 amino acids. Gene Ontology annotation, biological process: DNA repair; DNA damage checkpoint signaling; mitotic DNA replication checkpoint signaling. The record is from RefSeq and is a predicted model, not a curated record.